CCCUGCAGCGCUGAGCAGCCAUGGAGAGGAUGCAGCAGGUCGUUGGGCGGGCGAGAGCCGCCUUCAACUCGGGCCGGUGCCGCUCGCUGGAGUUCAGGCUGCAGCAGCUGAAGGCGCUGGAGCGGAUGGUGCAGGAGAAGGAGAAGGAGAUCCUGGCAGCCAUCAACGCGGAUCUGCACAAGAGCGGGCCCAACGCGUUCAGCCACGAGCUGAUGGGCGUGCUGGGGGAGCUGGCGCUGGCCGUGGAGAAGCUGCCGUCGUGGGCAGCCCCUCAGCCCGUGAAGAGGAACCUGCUGACAAUGCGGGACGAGGCGUACGUGUGCCCCGAGCCGCUGGGGGUGGUGCUGAUCAUCGGGGCCUGGAACUACCCCUUUGUGCUGAUCAUGCAGCCUUUGAUCGGGGCCAUCGCAGCAGGCAAUGCCGUGGUGGUGAAGCCGUCGGAGAUCAGCGAGAACACGGCUCGGCUGGUGGCGGAUCUCCUGCCCCAGUACAUUGACGGGGAGCUGUACCCCGUGGUCACUGGAGGAGUACCUGAGACGACAGAGCUGCUGACCCAGAGAUUCGAUCACAUCCUCUACACCGGCAACUCCGCCGUGGGCAAAAUUGUGAUGGCAGCGGCCGCCAAGCACCUGACGCCCGUCACCUUGGAGCUGGGUGGGAAGAGCCCCUGCUACAUCGACAAGGACUGCGACCUGGCCGUCGCCUGCAGGCGGAUAGCGUGGGGGAAGUACAUGAACUGCGGGCAAACCUGCAUCGCCCCGGACUACAUCCUCUGCGACCCGUCCAUCCAGAGCAAGGUGGUGGAGAACAUCAAGGCGACUCUGCAGGAAUUCUAUGGGGAAGAUGUGAAGUCAUCUCCGGAUUACGAAAGGAUUGUCAACAAGCGUCACUUCAGGAGGAUCCUGGGCUUGCUGGAAGGGCAGAAGAUCGCUCAUGGGGGAGAAGCUGAUGAGGCCUCCUGCUUCAUAGCACCGACUAUCCUCACCGAUGUUUCUCCGGAGUCAAAGGUGAUGGAGGAGGAAAUCUUUGGGCCAGUCCUCCCCAUUCUGACGGUGAAGAGCGUGGACGAAGCCAUUGAGUUCAUCAACCGUCGGGAGAAGCCCCUUGCCCUGUACGUCUUCUCCAACAACAAGAAG
Molecule: messenger RNA, 1136 nt
Organism: Pterocles gutturalis (yellow-throated sandgrouse)
Lineage: Eukaryota; Metazoa; Chordata; Aves; Pterocliformes; Pteroclidae
Product: fatty aldehyde dehydrogenase-like
Exons: 7
Biological process (GO): aldehyde metabolic process
Cellular component (GO): cytoplasm
Molecular function (GO): aldehyde dehydrogenase (NAD+) activity
Source: RefSeq, a predicted model, not a curated record